This is a messenger RNA of Dalotia coriaria, 434 nucleotides long. It is a transcript of the gene Tim9b, whose product is annotated as Translocase of inner membrane 9b. The record is from RefSeq and is a predicted model, not a curated record. Lineage: Eukaryota; Metazoa; Arthropoda; Insecta; Coleoptera; Staphylinidae. The coding region runs from base 72 to 434 and encodes 120 amino acids. Gene Ontology annotation, cellular component: mitochondrial intermembrane space chaperone complex. The transcript has 2 exons.
GCGAAAUUAUAGGUUAUUUCAGCAGAAAAACUAAUAAACUUUCAAAAAAUACCUUCAAAUACUUAUAAAACAUGUCAAUGGAACAAAAUAUACGCACCUUCAAAGAUUUCCUCGAAUUUUACAAUCAAAUGUCACAGACUUGCUUCAGCCACUGUGUGAACACUUUCAAACGCUACGAAAUCGAACAGGAUGAAGUCGCUUGCGUGGAACGCUGUGCUACGAAACUGAUACGUUUCAAUAAUCGUUCCAUAGGUGUAUAUGCAGAGUUGCAACAGCAGUUGAUGGAAAAACGUAUGGCUGAAGCAGAAAAAGAAGCUCUGACUGCACAAGCCAAACUGGAUGCAGAAGCGACCAAAGUUGCAACAACUGAUGCAGUAGAACAACCCUCAACAACACCUGACACACAAACUGAACUUUUAAAAACCAAUUCAUAG